AUGAAUACAAAAAGCUUCAGAGGAUUCAAGAGUAAUCAACCUCUAUUUAAAGUUAAAGUUGAAAAGAAGGGCAGGUCUAAAAGACCUACGCUACAAGAUACUACCCAGACUUCUAAGUGUAUAGCUGGGAAGUGUAUAGAAGAUCAACAGGUGAACGUGUUUAUGACUGUUUCAAAACUAAUCAAGAUUCCUUCACCGCCAGAGGUUCUGCUGAGGAAAAUUGAAGAAGAGAAACAUAAAUUAAAGAAGGAUGAUUUUAAUAUGGAUAACAUCCUUCUCUGGGAUCCUUAUGUGUAUUGGGGAGAGGGCUAUUUCUUUUCCAUUGCUGAUUCAUCACUAAAUAAUCUAAGUACUAAAGGCUCUCGAAAAGGCUGCUCAGAGAAACCGCUGAAUUCCUUUAUGGCUUUCAGAGCUUACAAUUCCCAAUUUGGAAAUGGCUUAAAACAAAAUAUUUUAUCUUCCUUACUAGCUGCUGCGUGGCAUUCUCAUCCCGAGCAACAAAAAAUAUGGGACACAUUUGCGCAGCAGUUUAAUUUUGUCAAGCCGAAGUGUGGGUUUGUGGAGUGGGUGGAUCAAAGAUAUGAGCGGGAGAGUUGUAUUUAG
Messenger RNA from Zygosaccharomyces rouxii, 603 nucleotides. RefSeq lists its product as uncharacterized. Bases 1 to 603 code for a protein of 200 amino acids. The transcript has a single exon. Lineage: Eukaryota; Fungi; Ascomycota; Saccharomycetes; Saccharomycetales; Saccharomycetaceae. Gene Ontology annotation, cellular component: nucleus. The record is from RefSeq and is a predicted model, not a curated record. Gene Ontology annotation, biological process: positive regulation of mating-type specific transcription, DNA-templated. Gene Ontology annotation, molecular function: DNA binding, bending.